Molecule: messenger RNA, 1071 nt
Organism: Parnassius mnemosyne (clouded apollo)
Lineage: Eukaryota; Metazoa; Arthropoda; Insecta; Lepidoptera; Papilionidae
Source: the annotation of a GenBank genome assembly
AUGGUUGAUUCUGGUAGGUUUGAGACGGAUCUUAAGACAUUAUAUUUAAAACGUAGUAGCAUAAAGGGUCGCAUAACUAAAUUUAAAAAUUACUUAGAUGACUUAACAUCAAUUAAGGAUAUCUCAGACUUAGAGUUAAGUAAAUGUGCGAUGAAAUUAUCAAGAAUUGAGUCUUUAUUCUCUGAGUUCGAGGAGUUGCAAAACCAGAUCGAGGAGAAAAUAGCAGCCUCUGAUCUAGAUACUGAGUUGAUUUCGCGUGAGCUAAUUGAACAAGAUUUUGAUAACUGCAUUUCUAUUGGUCGUAGUUUAGUGCAAAGGGGCUUACAGCCUAACCAACCCAGCCCUCAUUGUUCAAAUAACGAUAGCCAUUUUACUUCAGUUAAUGAAUCCGAGCAAGAGUUAACUGACAUAGAUGAUCAAUUAUCUAAAUUCUGGGAGUUAGAAAGUGUCCCACAAACUAAGGCUCUAACAAAUGAGGAAAGGCUUUGCCAGGAGCAUUUUUUAAUGAAUACCGUUCGUGAUCAUGAUGGAAGGUUUUGCGUAGGGUUGCCUCUCCGAAUUAAAAAAAAUUGUCUUGGCAAUUCAUAUUCACUGGCCAAAAAAAGGUUUAUGAAUUUAGAGAAGCGUUUCAAAUUAAAGCCACAACUCAAGGAGCUCUACGUUCAAUUUAUUCAGGAAUACGCCAAGCUUGGUCAUCUCUCGCCGUCUCCUAUAAAAAAGCCAAUUAAUGCAUAUUUUCUUCCUCAUCACCCGGUGAUGAAGGAAAAGAGCGAGUCUACAAGGCUUCGUGUAGUAUUCGACGCCUCCGCGCAAACUACUUCUGGUAUGUCAGUUAAUGAUUUACAGAUGAAAGGCCCUGUUAUCCAAGACUCCCUCAUUAAUAUUCUAUUACGAUUUAGAUUGUACAAAUACAUUAUUUCGGGCGACAUUGAAAAAAUGUAUCGUCAAGUUAAUGUCCGAGAGUCGGAUAGAAACCUUCAGUUAAUUUUGUGGCGUGAUAAGGAGUCCGAUCCUCUUCAAACUUUACAGUGCAUACUCUUACUUAUGGUUUUUCUAGCGCGAGUUUUUUGA